CUCUGACUCUGGCUGGCCGGCAACGCGCAAGUAACAAACACUGUGUGAUGUUGUCGCAAGUAGUGUGGUUGUAAAUGAAAUACACCAUUUAACCGAAAUAAAUAUUAGUAUUCGUUAUAAACAUUGGGAUAAGUCUUUUAAGGUAUCCAAAAUGGCGCCACUGAUAAUCGACGGCGAAACCUUAGGAGAAAUCCAUCGAAAGUACAACAAAAUAGUCAACGAGACAGAUGAAACCAAAGAAACUGAAAUUACUGACUUAAACUUUGACGAUUCCGAUAUCGACAAUCUGUUUAAAAUCGAUAUAGCGAGCAAGAAUCGGAAUGUUGAUUUUAUUCUUAAAGUUCUGAAAUGCCAUGACAUGCUUUACGUCAGUAGAGCCAUUAAGAAAAACACUUGGUUGGUCACCGAAGAACAGUAUGCUCAUAUCAUAAAUCCAGAUCAUUUGUUCAAUGUCCUCCAACAACAGAUAACAAUGAAAGCCUUCAACAAACUUGUCCUACAUAUAAGACUAAACCUCAAAGAUGAAAAGCGUGUAGAAGAAUUUUAUAACUAUUACAAAGAUAGCGACCUGAAAACAGCAAUGAAAUGGUUGCCUCGCUGUUCGAACGCAUUCAUAGAAGAGGUUUUAAAAAAGCACGCAAACGAACGCGAAAUAAGUAAAGAUUUGAUUAAAAGACUCUGCGAGAAAUCUAUAUCCUUCCUGGAAAUCUACAAUCGCCACAACCAUCAGUAUAACAAAAGGGAAGCGCUGUUCCAAGUCAUGUUCAUCAUGAACACUGAUGUCGAUAAAUAUCUGGACAUCAUCGAAGCUGCGGACAGCCCUUACAUGCCUUACUUCAAGCCCAAAUAUACAAAGAUAUUGAUGACAAAAUGUCGAGAACGUGUUAUGAGAAAUCUGGAAAGAUACGCCAUUAGCUUGGAUUUACCUACAUUUGCUAAAUAUUUAUCACAAGAGGAGGCUAAAGAUUUCAUAAUGAAAAAUGUCAACAACAGAUUACUAUGUGGCUCCUGGGGAGGGAAUAAUAUGGUGAAAUACUUUUUAAGUAGAUUGCCGUCUGAGGAUAGAUUCGAAUUCAUCAAAAAAAUGUUCAUUGACAAGGAAUACAAGAAGGACGUUUGCGACGUCCUCCCAUACCGGUACGAUCAAAUGAACUGUGCCAUCCAAUCUAAUCCAAAUUCACGCGAAAAUAUCUACUCCUGGUAUGAAUAUGCACCUUUCAAUACUGCCUUCACGGAUCUAAAAAAAUUAAUUCGAACGGAAUCGAAUCCGAGCGAGCGGGUCGCAAUCCUGUCAGUGAUACUGAUUACAGCUGGUCGUAACAUGGAAAACAUACACUCGCUAUUGAAAUACUACAGAGAGAAUCACAUCAACGAGCCGUAUAAAUUUAAAUCAGAAUUCGUGAACAAGCUGCUUUUCAAAACGAUUCCUUACAAGUUUGACAAGAAAACUUGGCAUUACUUGAAGGACAUUUACACCAGCAUGGAGGUUUAUAGCGAAACCGAUAAAUUUGGCCAACAAUAUGUCGUAACGGUGCUACUGCAUUGUAUUAUCAACGAUGAAGAAAUACCUAAAAUUAUAGAAGAUAAAUUUAGUUUCAGCACAUUGGACGAGCACAAAGAUAAUCUAACAAAAGAGGAAAAAGUUAAAGUAUUCAACUAUUUGUUCAAUUAUUUGAAUCCCAAAAUACAAAAUGUAGAAAUGAAUAGCCAAGAACAAUUCCGCGAAGCUUUUGGCUACAUCGAGUUUAUGAUACAUUUGAUUAAUGAUUGGGACAGACAUCUUAAGGACUAUCCGUUGAUGCUUGAAAAGCUCAAACAAUUGAUUGCUGUAAGAGAUGAAAACAAGGAAUGGUACAAAGACAUUGCAAUUCUCUAUAUUUUACCGAAUUCGUGGAAAAAACUUCUUUUCAAAGAAUCACUAUUACUCAGUCCACAAGUAGCAACUGUGCUUAAUAUUCUAAAGCAUGACCCCAAAUUAGUUGAAGAGUAUAGAGCAAGAAUCAUUGAAAUAUUAAAGAACAAUACUAAUUUGGAUCCGUUUUUCCGCAAGCUCCGAAUUUAUUGGCCGCAUUCAUUAGCGAAAUCGUACAAGGAUAUGCUAAUGAAUAACCUGAAACAAAAUUAUACCCAUAAACCGUUUAUGACAGGUCUUUUAACUUUAAUGCCACAUAAAGAGGUAACGGAAAUUAUAAAAGAAUAUGUUCCUUCGGAAUUCAAAAUUGAUUGGAGCCAACAUGAUGCGGUCCAGCUAAAUAUUCGCAAGUUGUUAGGGAUGUUCCUACACAUUGCAAGACCUCAACCAUCCCUGGAUAUGGCGCUGCUGUACGCUAAAGGGGAUUACUUACAAUACGCGUUGUCAUCCUUGAACGCUAUACUUUACAACAUGAGUAGUGCUGAUGUAGAGAAUAAUCUAGUUAAACUGAUUAACGCUCCUGUAUCCUUACAAAAACAUGGUAUCCGUGCCGCAAUUCUGAAGCUCCAUCACGAUGACUUAAUGCAAAUUCUAUCUGAUAUUUGGAAAAAAAAUAAAAACAGCAGUAUUAGAGCUGGUAUAUUUGUGCAGACCUUUAAAAUGCUCUGUGAAGAAAGAAACGAAGACACUAUAAAGAUAAAAUGGGAAUUACUUAAGAUGUUCAUAAAGAACUUAACAGCUGAGGAGGACAAAAAAAUAUAUACUUGUCUCAGUAAAUUUAAAGACAUACCUAUGAGUGUAAGAGGUGAUUUCUGGAUGAAGGGUUACGCAUUCUUGAGUUCUUUGCCCAAGAAGGCGAACUGCGAAAGUUUGGUUGAUCACAUGAUAUUCAACAUGAUUGACAUUAUGGUGCAGCUCGAUGACAAUUUCGUUUCCACUAUCUUCCUUAAUUCCUUUAAAAAAUUCUUUUUUAUACAGUACUAUUCUCAUGCACCACUCGUCGCCUGCUUCCUUCUCUCUGCUAAAACCGAAGAGGCACAGAUGUCUAGAUAUAAAAAACUCCUGUUACCAAUAUUGGAAUAUGCAACUACCGAGUGGGAUAAAAACCCCGUUUAUAUAUACCACAUACGAUGUAAUACAUACGAAAUCAUCAAAAACCUGUCCUAUAACUUUGAUAUGGUAUUGAGAAAUAAGCUAGUCUUUCCUACAAAGAUGUUUGAAGAAAUCUUAAAGUUUCUACAAAAAAAAUUACCAGAGACGGAGAACUACAUUUUGAUAACCGUCCAAAAGAUGGCUUUGAGAUAUGUAAAUAUUUUAGAAGAAGUUGUAAAGGAAGAACAGAAAAAAGGUUUCGUAUCAGUUUCUGAUGAAUAUGGUCUGUUUAAAGAACUACGUGAAAAAGCUGUGCACAAGUUCAGCGAACUCUGUCUACAACACCUCAAAGAGGAUGUAACAAAAUAUUUUCCAUCAAUUUAUAUCCUUUUCUCAAAUUCUCUUAAUUCGAUAUUCCAAUACUACAAAUAUACUAAUAUGGAAAUAUUAGAAACCUUUAAAGGUUUUAUAUCCGACAAAGAUUUCGUUGAAGGCCAUUUACUGGUCCUCGUAUCUCUACCAUUUUGUUUGAAUGAUGACGAAUUCGCAUUACGAGAUAAAAUUCUUCAAGCCAUUAAAGAUAAUCCCAAUGAGGAAAUAAAAAUGAAUUUUUGGUUUCACACAACUACUAAUCCCAAUUUUAUGCUUUAUAUGAAAACUAUGUAAACUAAAUGUUUUAUCUGAACUAUGUAAACUAAAUGUUUUAUCUGAACUAUGUAAACUAAAUGUUUUAUCUGAACUAUGUAAACUAAAUGUUUUAUCUGAACUAUGUAAACUCAAUGUUUUAUCUGAACUAUGUAAACUAAAUGUUUUAUCUGAACUAUGUAAACUAAAUGUUUUAUCUGAACUAUGUAAACUCAAUGUUUUAUCUGAACUAUGUAAACUAAAUGUUUUAUCUGAACUAUGUAAACUAAAUGUUUUAUCUGAACUAUGUAAACUAAAUGUUUUAUCUGAACUAUGUAAACUCAAUGUUUUAUCUGAACUAUGUAAACUAAAUGUUUUAUCUGAACUAUGUAAACUCAAUGUUUUAUCUGAACUAUGUAAACUAAAUGUUUUAUCUGAACUAUGUAAACUAAAUGUUUUAUCUGAACUAUGUAAACUAAAUGUUUUAUCUGAACUAUGUAAACUAAAUGUUUUAUCUGAACUAUGUAAACUAAAUGUUUUAUCUGAACUAUGUAAACUAAAUGUUUUAUCUGAACUAUGUAAACUAAAUGUUUUAUCUGAAAUAAAAUCACUUUUUUCCGUCACCAUCAAAA
Molecule: messenger RNA, 4260 nt
Organism: Danaus plexippus (monarch butterfly)
Lineage: Eukaryota; Metazoa; Arthropoda; Insecta; Lepidoptera; Nymphalidae
Exons: 2
Coding region: 152-3670 (1172 amino acids)
Source: RefSeq, a predicted model, not a curated record